GUAGUCGUUUCAGCUGUCAUCCUUAGGUCACUGGUUCGAAUCCGAUCCGUCAUUGCUCUUCCACAUUUUCUGAUCGCGCGAUUAUGGCGAACUCAUUGCGGUUGUACCUAACAUGCAUUCGGAACACUCUAGACGCCGCCUUGUGCUUGCAGAAUUUCCCAUGUCAGGAAGUGGAGAGGCACAAUAAGCCAGAAGUUGAGCUCAAGACCAGUCCGGAGCUUCUACUGAAUCCAGUUCUGAUAUGUAGAAAUGAAGCUGAGAAAUGUUUGAUAGAAACAUCUAUAAAUUCGUUGCGUAUAAGCCUUAAGGUUAAGCAGUCAGAUGAACUUGAGAACAUACUGACAAAGAAGUUUCUUAGAUUUUUGUCCAUGAGAGCAGAAGCAUUUCAAGUAUUAAGAAGAAAACCUGUGCAGGGGUAUGACAUCAGUUUUCUCAUCACCAACUAUCACUGCGAGGACAUGCAGAAGCGGAAACUGAUAGAAUUUAUAGUUCAGUUCAUGGAGGACAUCGAUAAAGAGAUUAGUGAACUGAAACUGUCUGUGAACACACGAGGGAGGCUCGUUGCUACGGAGUUCCUGAAGCAAUUCAUAUGACUACUUCACUAUUGGCUGAGGCAAAACCCCAUCUUGUAGCAUAUUCUGGGAAAAGCAGUUCCUAAUUGCAUUGAUGUGAAGCUUUGAGAUGAAAUUUAUGAAUCAUAAUAUAUAAAAGUGUGUAUAUUUAUAAGAUUUGAGACAUUAUAGUGUACUUAUUUUGGUUUAUGAGGAUAGUUAGUAAUUUUGCAUAUUUGGGUUUUAUUUAUUUAAUAUAUGUUGCAAUUCUAAGUGCUGAACAAAUUAACUGUAUGAGAUAUAUAAUGAUUUAAUUUGAUUUUCCUUCACGUUUUUUUCUCA
This is a messenger RNA of Salvia hispanica, 893 nucleotides long. Lineage: Eukaryota; Viridiplantae; Streptophyta; Magnoliopsida; Lamiales; Lamiaceae. The record is from RefSeq and is a predicted model, not a curated record.